Messenger RNA from Cuscuta campestris, 1322 nucleotides. The record is from the annotation of a GenBank genome assembly. Lineage: Eukaryota; Viridiplantae; Streptophyta; Magnoliopsida; Solanales; Convolvulaceae.
AGUACCUCACCUCCCCCGAGCAGGUACCGCUGUAGCAGAACCGGAUCCUGAAAGGGGCCGGCCUACCCGUAGUGGGUUCUAUUGGGGGCAACAAAAAGAAAGGAGAUAAAGAGUGGGGCCGGAGCAGUGUGUGCGUGCCUUAUCCACAUUACAAAGCCACACAUUCAAAGUCAAAAACUCACUGUCUCAGAAACCUACAGAGCAUUACGCAAACAAAAAUGGUGAGACUGGUGCCCAAUAAUCUUCUUGCACAACCCAAACACCUCCCUUCUUUGCCCUCCAUCUAUUCAUCAUCAUCUUCUUCUCGCUCUGACUUCUUCAAUGGCGCCCAGUUACCUGCAACUGCCCAGUAUAAGAAGAAGGUGGCAGUAUGUGAACCAAAUGGGGGACUGCAGAUUUCUGCAAGUGCCAAAAAGGUCCUUAUAAUGGGGGGCACCAGAUUCAUAGGUGUCUUUUUGUCAAGGCUUCUUGUCAAAGAAGGGCACCAGGUCACUCUUUUCACUAGAGGAAAAGCCCCAAUUGCACGCCAAUUUCCGGGAGAAUCAGAUGGUGACUUUGCUGAUUUCUGUUCCAAGAUAUUACACUUGAAGGGAGAUAGAACGGAUUAUGAUUUUGUUAGGAGAAGUAUAUCUGCUGAAGAUUUCGAUGUUGUGUACGACAUAAAUGGGCGUGAAGCAGUUGAAGUAGAACCCAUAUUGGAUGCAUUGCCUAAUCUUGAACAGUAAGCUCGAAGCUUGGGGGGUGUGGGGGACGAGGAGGAAAUGUGGAGGCGGGAGAAACGAGGGAGGGAAAAUGGGAGGAAGAGUUUGCUGUUUUCUCUCCUUUUCCUUACAUCCUCCUUUUCUUUUCCUUUCUAAUCAAACACCCAAAUGGUUUUCCCUUACUAUUUUCUCUUCUGAAUCCAUGAACCAAACAUUUUCUUACACUAUGUUUGGUUAAAGGAAAUUGGAAGGAAAAACAUAAUUCUCUUAUUUUUCUCACCAAAAUGAGAGGAAUUUAGUUUUCCCUCCUCGUAGUAUAUUUUGCCUUCUCAUCAUUUUAUUCCCCUUCCAGUUUCUCUUUCUUUUCCUUUCUAACCAAACAAGAAAAACUCUUUUCCUUUACUAUUUUUGCUUCUUUUCCCUUCUGAAUCCAUGAAUCAAACAUAGUGUUAGGAUUGGAGGGAAGUAUUCCUUUUGAGUUUUACUUUUCUCGUGCUGAAUCCUUAGGUACAUAUACUGCUCCUCUGCUGGUGUUUAUCUCAAAACUGAUUAUUUGCCCCACCACGAAGUUAGUAUGUACAUUCACUUCAUCUAUAUUUUUGUUCUUCAGCUUUGAUUUAC